Molecule: messenger RNA, 1044 nt
Organism: Arachis stenosperma
Lineage: Eukaryota; Viridiplantae; Streptophyta; Magnoliopsida; Fabales; Fabaceae
Product: ATP-binding cassette transporter abc1-like
Biological process (GO): transmembrane transport
Cellular component (GO): vacuolar membrane; plant-type vacuole
Molecular function (GO): ATP hydrolysis activity; ATPase-coupled transmembrane transporter activity; ATP binding
Source: RefSeq, a predicted model, not a curated record
AUGCAGGAUGGUGCUGCUGUGACAGGCCUUCUCAUUGCUGGGGCAUCAUUGAUUGUAGUGAAUGUCACUGGAAAUGCUAUUUAUGAUCCCAUAAGCUCAAUCAUAUUUGGCAACUUACUUGGCAUGGAUCCUUAUCGCCCUGGUGUCAAAGAAGUAGUGGAACUAUGCACUAAAGCUGGUGUCAAGGUACGCAUGGUUACCGGAGACAACCUUCAAACAGUAAGGGCAAUAGCUUUGGAGUGUGGGAUACUUACUCCUAAUGACAAGCUUUUGCUUGUGCAAGCUCUACGUAAAGGAGGUGAAGUUGUUGCCGUCACAGGAGAUGGAACCAAUGAUGCCCCUGCACUUUACGAGAAUCUUGUAAAUCUGAAGCUAGUAGAUCUUAAUUAUUCAUCGCACCUAGUCGAGCUCCCAGAUUUCUCCAAGGCCCCAAAUCUUGAAGAAGUAAAUGUUUCCAACUGCAAGAGUCUGUACAGUGUGAGAAGCUUGCCCGAAAGCAUUAAGCAUCUGUCAUGGCUGAAAUACCUCAACUUGAGUAAUUGCGAGAGGCUUCAAUCUAUACCAGAGCUUCCAUCGUCCAUUUUGGGCACUCCUCUAGAUCUCAAGGGCAUUACCUUAAGCAUUUAUGGAGGAGAAAAUAUUGGUGUUGUAGGCCGAACUGGAAGUGGAAAAUCAACUCUGAUUCAAGUUUUCUUCAGGCUAGUUGAACCUUCAGGAGGCAAAAUAAUUAUGCUUCAUGAUCUUAGAUCUCGCUUUGGUAUCAUUCCUCAGGAGCUUGUCCUUUUCAAAGGAACUAUCAGAAUUAAUAUUGAUCCAACUGGACAGUACAUAGAUGAAGAUAUAUGGAAGAGUUUGGAAAGGUGUCAACUAAAAGAGGCAGUGUCUGCUAAGCCUGAAAAGUUUGACUCUUUAAUGGUAGAUAAUGGAGAGAAUUGGAGUGUGGGACAGAGGCAGUUGCUUUGUUUGGGGCGGGUUAUGCUUAAGCAAAGUUGGCUCAUGUUUAUAGACGAAGCAUUCAAGUUGAGCACUUCAAGAAGUGCAUAA